AUGGUGGCUGCAACAGCAAAGCCCAAUGCCCAGGAGUAUGCAAACCAGGGGGCCAGACUGCGUCGGGGCACCGGGAAACUUGCGUUCAUCAACUGGGUGCGCGAGUGCGAUAUACAAACCCAGCUUGAGUCCGUGCCAUCCUCAUGCAAAGGGAUCACAACAGAUUUGUACAGACCCUGGACAACUCCGUCCAAAAUUUGCUGGACGCUCAUCGUGUUAAGUGCGGUGCAUCUCAUCCUGCUUACCGUUCACCGCCCCCAGCCUCACCGUUUGCCUGAGAUAUCAAUCUUCGUUCUCUUCAUCUGCGUCAAUGCUGUUGUCAUUGGCGUUGGUCUAUCAGGCUUAAGACGCGGGGAUACGCCAGCAUUCUACUAUCCCUUGGGAAUAUGUACAGCAUUUCCGCUAGCCCUUGAGAUGAUUCGGCAGACCAAAAUCCAGGCUGGACCUCUUACGAACGCCCUGCUGCAUCGAUUAUUUCUAGGAUAUGGUUUUCUGUCCCCGGCGGUAAAGCUCGGGUUGAUCUUAUGCUCGGUCGUCUACGAGGCGUCGGUGAAAGCUACAGCUGUGGUUGUGUCUAUCGACUACACGGUACUUGUGAUUGCCGGUCUGCUUUUUUGGCGCGGAAUUCGCGGUAUACCAUCUCAGGGCCCCGUAAUCCGUGAAGUUACAAUCCAUGCACUUCUUGUUCUCGUAACAGCAGGGUUUGCCGCAGGUGGACUCGUCCACGACUGGCCCUUCUGGAUCGAAGUGAUGUUGAUUAUCACUCUUGUUGAGUACGCAGUUACUUUAGGCACGGCAGCAAGCAAAGUGAUUCUGGUUUUGAGAGCGAUGCGAGAAAAUGCAGAACCCAACAAAAGAACCGACAGAUCUCAAGAUCGAGAUGACGACCAAACCACGGCCCAUGUUCCACAGACCGAAAUAGGGAGGAAAAGGCGAACCGAAGUUCGCCAACGUCUGAGGCUCUACUGCUGUACAAACAACCAAACGCGCGCAGUCCCGGCGACGCUUAGCCAAGCUUUCGAGAUCGAUGAAGACCCGGAAACAGAAACAGACUCUGUGCUCGAGAUGUUGCCUUAUUCUGAACUGAAGCAGAAGUGGAGAGAGCAACAACAAAAACGGCAGACCUGGGUUAAUCGAGCCAUCAAGUGCUGCAACUGCGAAGUAACUGGCUCGGCGGUCAACAAAUGCGCAUGUGAGCAUGAAUUUUGUCUUGUGGAGAUGGAGCCCAAUUCCCUCGGCGCGAGACAGUCAACCACAUGUUCAACCCACCAGCGAAGAUAUCGCGAUAGAAAUUUCACUGGUUGUUUGACCUGCAAGGCAAGGCAUGUCAAAUGUGAUGAAGCAGCACCUGCCUGUCGCAACUGCAUAAAAAGGGGUUUGCACUGCGAUGGCGCCCAGAAUGAAAUACUCUUCAAAUUCUUCGACCCCAGCCAGGCGUCGUCCGGUUUUGUAAAGAGACAGCAUAAAGCUUUUAGAAGGGAAACGGCCAAAAACCACGGUGUCUCCAGCUCACACCCAUUGCCAUAUAAGGACCCAACUUCCCCCUGUCUACGUUCCGUGGAUUUACAAAGUGGGACCCACGCUUCCACGGAAUCUCUUGCCAUGGACAACCCCACCACUGGUGACGGCAAGCCCCCGUUUCAAUCUACUCCCAAUGAUGAGGCUCGCGAUCUCCAGUCCCAUUCAUCCAGCUAUAACCCGUACUCGAUUGAUGAAGCUAAUUGCUACUCAGACUAUUCUGAUAUCCGUGGUGAUAUAUGUCGCGGCGAUGAAAAUGCACCCUUGGCUUUCAUUGUUUUCAUCUCAGAGCCUGUACUUCAAGAGCGGCUGGAGUAUCUGAAGGCUCAUACUUCAGAGCUGCACAAGCAACGCAGUGUCUUUCGCACAUUCUCCGAGCUUAGAGUUGAUGGACCUCUGGCAUUACCAUACGCGCUCUGUCUGGUACAAAGUCUUAGGGUUGCCGUAGUACCAUCCAAUCUCCUAAUUCUUCACUCAUUCGCAUUCGCCUGUACCGUAAUGGCAGCUACAGUCCAUGUCUACCGCAUUCACGAUCCGGAACCCUCCGUGAUUCCUCGCACUGGGCUAUCCCCUCAGUAUGCCUAUGGAGCCCAUGUGUUUCGUUGGAAAGAGUAUUUGUUUAUCACCUCCAACAAGAAGCCGAAUGUCUCCGGAGUCCAAGACAUUUCUUUGAAAGGGCUCAGCGAUGAGCAAGGCUUUCUCCACGCUGCAGCUGCUUCUCGGAAAGCACCUCAAGUUGUUGAACAAGCAUAUCUGGAGAUUAUAAAUAACGAAGAGCUCGCAGGAGAAUUUACAGCCGUCUGUGACCGUUGCGAUGCAGUGAUGAUCGAGUAUCUGGAAAUCGUGAAGACCGAAUGGUUGAAAUUUGCCGAGGCAUUCGAGUCUGGGCUCCAAUGCCUUCUUCAAACGACUAAGGAGGCAGAAGUAGAGAAGGCCCUAAAGCAGUUGAAGAAUUGUCUGCAUAUCCUCAGAGAUAGCAUGGGAAACGUCACCCACGAACAACAAACGGAGAACAUCCAACACCCCAAGAGCUGGGCGCUCGACUCCCUCCUCUGUCUUCUCGGGGAUUGUCUAGGCAGGAUGGAAAUGAUCAAAUGGGCAUUCGAUAUGGCUAAACCAUCUAAAGGGCCAUAUGACCUGCUCCGUCUUCGGGGUGAUUUGAUGUACAUCAAGGGACGAUACAAGCAGGGGAUAGGGGAACUGGACGAGAACCUGGCCCGUCUGACGGCAAAUGACGAUGCUGCAACAUCAACCCUGACCGGAAGGCCUACUGUCCACCAAAGUCUUCUGCAUCUAUGCAUUGUUCUUCUUGAGUCCCAGCCUUCAAUCACAGCCCACCGCCUCAGACGGCAGCUGGAUAUUAUGAACUGGCAGCCAACCAACUGGGAAAAAACCUGCAAUGAAUCCGAUGAUCUUUCUGAUGACAAUUACCUUGAUAUCGCGCUUACUUUAGAGGACCUCGAGGUAUUUGAAGGCAUCAGAUUAACAGGAGAGAUGGUGAAGGAACAGUACACAGCUCUGAUGAGAGAACUGAGAAGGCUCGCUGGUGAUAUAGCGCCUGGUGUACCCAAAAGUGAUGAUUUUUCUCUCGCUGCGAACGUGAUCCUAAUCUGCACAUGUAUUGGGGUCCAUGCGGUCGCCCCCCAGCUGGAGGACGAUUUCUAUGCCAGGACGGAUUUUGAGAAUCAUGCUGCUGAGCUCAGCAGAUCGCCACUGUACCGGGAAAAGCGGAUCUCUUCUGAGGGCGCAGCAGACGAACUCGACCGCAUUAUCCUCCCUUUACGACCCAACAGAGACCCGGCUCCGUCCCCUGAAAUCAAAGACAGCGAUGUCUCUCGCCUACCACUGCCUGAGAGGCGGUUGGGUAAAAGACUGAGUGAUGGCGAUUUAAGCCAACAGAAACGGUCGAAAAUGUCGGAGGCAAGUGAUUUCUGGUGA
This is a messenger RNA of Histoplasma mississippiense, 3456 nucleotides long. RefSeq lists its product with no specific name. Gene Ontology annotation, biological process: regulation of DNA-templated transcription. Bases 1 to 3456 code for a protein of 1151 amino acids. Gene Ontology annotation, molecular function: DNA-binding transcription factor activity, RNA polymerase II-specific; zinc ion binding. The transcript has 16 exons. Lineage: Eukaryota; Fungi; Ascomycota; Eurotiomycetes; Onygenales; Ajellomycetaceae. The record is from RefSeq and is a predicted model, not a curated record.